AUGCGGUAUUCCAUCUUCUCCGCCGGCGCUGCCCUCCUCACCACGGCAUUGGCAGUAACAGUUUCCUACGACGCGGGCUACGACGACCGCGGCCGUUCCCUCAACGCUGUCGCUUGUAGCAACGGCAAAAACGGACUCAUUACCAAAGGCUUCACCACGCAAGGCUCUCUGCCCUCAUUCCCUCGUAUCGGAGGUGCCUUUCCGAUUGCUGGCUGGAAUGAUCCGAAUUGCGGCACGUGUUACAGUCUGACUUAUGAGGGUCAGACCGUUAACAUCCUUGCGAUUGAUCAUGCGGAUGGGGGCUUCAACAUUGCUGAGUCGGUGAUGAAUACGUUGACGCGUGGACAGGCGGUCUUCCUUGGGAGCAUUCAGGUCGAUUAUAAGCGUGUGGAUAAUUCGUUGUGUGGGUUGUGA
Molecule: messenger RNA, 414 nt
Organism: Venustampulla echinocandica
Lineage: Eukaryota; Fungi; Ascomycota; Leotiomycetes; Helotiales; Pleuroascaceae
Product: putative SnodProt1
Exons: 1
Coding region: 1-414 (137 amino acids)
Source: RefSeq, a predicted model, not a curated record